This is a messenger RNA of Daldinia decipiens, 1975 nucleotides long. Its product is annotated as ZIP zinc/iron transport family. The coding region runs from base 504 to 1682 and encodes 392 amino acids. The record is from RefSeq and is a predicted model, not a curated record. Gene Ontology annotation, biological process: zinc ion import across plasma membrane. The transcript is spliced from 2 exons. Gene Ontology annotation, molecular function: low-affinity zinc ion transmembrane transporter activity. Lineage: Eukaryota; Fungi; Ascomycota; Sordariomycetes; Xylariales; Hypoxylaceae. Gene Ontology annotation, cellular component: plasma membrane.
GCUAGUUAUUUCCAUUGUUAUGCGAUCUGGUAAACCCCUGGAAUGGAUACGUAAAAGAUUUCAAAGCUUGUUGGCGCGCAUAUGCCAUCAAGGUCCUUAUUUGCACUAGACCUUGGACCCCAACAAGCACUAGAUUCUUUGAAAUUCCUUUGCCUUGGACAUACAAUCCUAUUGCUGUUCUCGAUCUUUACCUAUUCACUACAAAGGAGUCGUUGUACCUUGCUGGACACUCUCUAUCCUACUAUAUUUUCACCCCUCUCCCUUGUCUUUGCGGCUACAGAAAAGCAAUUUGCAUAGUAUUACCUUCAUCAUCCCGCUAACCUAGUACUUAGCCUCAGAACUUUGCGAACAUCAAGCUGAGAUAGGUUCACUCCUAGAGGGCCAUCAAGAUCACUGUAUCUUUACCCCUGAGCUAUAUCGUGGCAUCGGCCUUACUAGGCAUUGCCCUUUUCUAAGAUACAGAGACGUAUACUCUCUAUAUCUUGACGAGAAAAUCUUCCAAGAUGUCGGUGUUACACACAGCUCUAGAUUCUGUACUUCGUAUACGACAGGAGGACGGUUCUUCCGAUGCGGCCCCUAGAUCCAGCUUUACCGUCGAGGUAGACUGCGGCACUGGUAACGAAUACGAUGGCCGAAUGGGAGUGCGCAUAUCCUCUAUCUUCGUUAUCUUGGUUGGUUCGCUACUCGGUGCUGUCUUGCCCGUAUACUUAGCUCGCGGCUCGAAGGUGAGAGUGAACGGAACGGCAUUCUUCAUCGCGAAAUACUUCGGCUCGGGCGUUAUCAUCGGGACAGCAUUCAUGCAUCUCCUCUCUCCGGCGUUUGAUGCCUUAAAAUCGCCAUGUCUUCCAGAUGGACCCAUUAACGACUACGACUGGGCGGCUGGAAUUUGUUUAAUGACGGUCUUUGUUAUGUUUACUAUCGAACUUAUUGCGAGCCGCUUUGACUUCUUCGGCCAUGACCACGAUGACGCGAAGGGUGCCGACCCGUCCCUAGAUUUCCUUAAGAAGGGAAGCCAGGUCUCGCCGUCACCAAUCCGGGACCUCGAAGCUGGCUCAACAAACAAUGAGAAUAAAUCUGGGAACGUAACUGAGAAUGGCUCAAGUUUACCUACAGACCUUAGCUAUCCUCCUGGUGGUGAAGAUCAUCUGGGUCACCAACGUGAACACCACGAUAGCGACAGCCAUUCUGCUUUCGCCGCGCAAAUGACGGCGCUUUUCAUCCUCGAGUUCGGUGUCGUAUUCCACAGUAUCUUCAUUGGUUUGACACUUGCAGUUGCCGGUGAAGAAUUCACAGUUCUAUAUAUUGUGCUCGUCUUCCAUCAGACAUUCGAAGGUCUCGGUCUUGGGUCGCGGUUGGCUACGGCACAGUGGCCCAGCUCUAAGGCAUGGAUGCCAUAUGCAUUUGCGUUUGGAUAUGCCCUCAGCACCCCUAUAUCCAUUGCUAUCGGCCUGGGAGUGCGAUCAAGUCUUCAGCCAGGCAGCCCGAAGAGCUUGAUUAUCAAUGGCGUUUUCGACUCCAUCAGUGCCGGUAUUCUUAUUUACACAGGUCUCGUCGAGUUACUCGCUCACGAGUUCAUGUUUAACUCAUACAUGCGCAAUGCGGGACUAAAGGUUCAGCUCUACGCACUAGGAUGUGUCACACUGGGCUGCGGGCUGAUGGCCGUGCUUGCGGAAUGGGCUUAAGAUUGGCCCGGAAGUCCGGAGGCCUUACCUAGUGGGAAAGAGAAGAUAUUAACGACAAUUCUGCCACGCUAUAGGCCUGUGCCUUGUCACAACUCACAUAUUAGAUUUUCCUAAGUCAAUCAGACUUGAAUAAGCUAUCAACUGCAUAAAUGUACAUAGGAACUUUUCAUGUUGAUGUACGACUUACAUGUUGUACUGACGAGAAUUGUAAAAAUGACACUGAAUCACCAAUAUAAUUAAUACAAUAUUGAUGAAAGGCAUAGUUUUCCUAUAGCGUAUCUACUUCGUGAGCU